AUGUCUGUCACAUUUGCAGCUAUUAGAAAAGCAAUGGAUUUGGAUACGGUUUUGGAGACGGAAUUUCGUGAAGUAGACAAGAACAGAGAUGGUGCGCUAAGCCUGAGUGAAAUCGCCGAUUGCCUCGAAAGAUUCGGUUUUAAAAAGUCAAGAGCAAAAGAAUUUUUGAAGAACUUUGACGAGAACAAAGAUGGGAAAGUGUGCAUGGAGGAAUUCGUCAAAGCAACACAGAGGAAAUUGUCUGCUAGGGAUUACACCUGUUGUCAACUGCGUCGAAUGUUUCGUAGCAUGGACAAAGAUAAUUCGGGAAAAAUUUCUGGGGAAGAACUCAAAAAGUUCUUGAAAAAUCAAAACAAUUUGGUGUUUCCCAAUGCAGUUGAUCAGUGGAUCGAGGAUAAUGAUCGCGAUCAUGAUAAUGAAUUGUCUUUUGAGGAGUUUGUUGACUUUGUCGGAUCUCUAAUGAAUUGAAGCCAGGUUUAAUUAUUGUGCCUUUUGUCAUCUCAAACAGACUACACUUACGACAAGCAAAUGUAUCCAUUUUGAGAUCGUUAAUUUUGAGAUAGAAAUUUUAAUCAUUCAGCAAAAUGAG
Opisthorchis viverrini is the source of this 589-nucleotide messenger RNA. RefSeq lists its product as hypothetical. NCBI's taxonomy places the organism in Eukaryota, Metazoa, Platyhelminthes, Trematoda, Opisthorchiida, Opisthorchiidae. Gene Ontology annotation, molecular function: calcium ion binding; enzyme regulator activity. Bases 1 to 468 code for a protein of 155 amino acids. The transcript has 4 exons. The record is from RefSeq and is a predicted model, not a curated record.